Messenger RNA from Maudiozyma saulgeensis, 801 nucleotides. The record is from the annotation of a GenBank genome assembly. NCBI's taxonomy places the organism in Eukaryota, Fungi, Ascomycota, Saccharomycetes, Saccharomycetales, Saccharomycetaceae.
AUGAACAAAUGGGUGAAGAAGUGGCUUCAAGUUUACUUGAAAUGUUUCAUUAAUCUAAUAUUGUACUAUAGAAAUGUAUAUCCUAGGACAACCUUUGACUUAACUACAUUUCAAGGAUUUAAUCUACCGCAACAUCUACCUAUAAAUAGAAACAGCACACUUCAGAAUUAUAUCGAAGAAUUAAUAUCUGAUAUAAUUGGUAAAUUAAACCACAUAUAUAGAGUGGGGAUUUGUGUUAUCGAUACAAAAAAUGAUUAUUGUAUUGAAAAAUAUGUGUUAGAUUUUGGAGAAUUCAAACAUUAUUCAGAUAAAAGUGAAGAAGAUAAAAAAUCUUCAUUACUUCGUGAAACAGAUAUAUUUGAUGAAUUUAGGUCAAGUUUGAACAGUCUUCAAUCCAAACUAGAAAAAAUGGACGCUAUUAAAGAUGAAGCUGUCACUUUUGAAGUUGUAAUAAAUACUUUGGAAAUGAAUUUAGGUCACGGUGUUGUUGAUACUAUCACGAACAAAGAAGUUGAUCAAACAUCGCAGUUCGAAAGAGAUACGAAUUGGACUAAAAUGAAGGAAGAUGAAAAUCUACCUGAUGUAAGGCCUAAAGAAUUUUCAAGGCUGGAAGAUGACGGUAUUGUAGUAAGUCAACCCGAGCAUAUUUCCCAAUUUCAGAAACCAAAAAUUAGAAUGACUUCUUUAAUUGGUUGUGAUAUAAAUCCUUUUAUCAUUCAUAGUUAUAUAGAACAACUAAUUUUACCUGAAGGGUCGUCUGAAAAUGCUUACUUAGACAAAUCUAUUGUAUCAUCACUUUAG